Molecule: messenger RNA, 3410 nt
Organism: Larimichthys crocea (large yellow croaker)
Lineage: Eukaryota; Metazoa; Chordata; Actinopteri; Sciaenidae
Gene: nr1h5
Product: nuclear receptor subfamily 1, group H, member 5
Exons: 10
Coding region: 1198-2682 (494 amino acids)
Biological process (GO): negative regulation of inflammatory response; cell differentiation; bile acid signaling pathway
Cellular component (GO): RNA polymerase II transcription regulator complex
Molecular function (GO): RNA polymerase II cis-regulatory region sequence-specific DNA binding; nuclear receptor activity; zinc ion binding
Source: RefSeq, a predicted model, not a curated record
GUGACUGGGAUCGAUCGUGAUCAUUCCAGUGAAGGCUACAGUGACGGUUUUGUAACCCUCUGUUAACUGCAGCUCAGUCCUGGUUCCAAUAAUGAGCCAGUUAAAGGGAUGAUAUGCGGGUGGGAGGACACCGUUAAUCCUCAGUAAGCAUGCUGCAUGUCAAACGGUCCUUCUCAGAGAUUUGCAGGCCAGUGUUGAGGUCACUCCUCUGUCUCCUCAGGGUGGAUCAGGCCACGACUUCUUUCGCUCUACCCUGGCCUGGUUAACUGUCUGUGGGGGAGGCAGAGGUCCCAGAGCCCCUUAAAUCUAACUGCUGUCCAAUAUUAACUGCAGCACAAACAGAACAGCCGUAAACAAAAGACAGAGUAAACACACUCCCAAGGCUUGGAGGACAAACAUGGACAGUCGCACACAUACAGAGCUCACGCACGUGCACACAUACACACACUAUAUUUAGGAAUAGUAAACUCAAUUUAAGUAAUAGGGUUUAUUUAAUUUGGAAAGAACCUGCGUCCAAAAACUUCACAAGCAGGAUUUAGUUCAUGAAAUACUCAAAAAAAAAAAAAACUUUGUACAACUGAUUUAAUGAUGGGAAUUCUUUUAUUCAACUCAUCAGAUCAAACUGAGAAAAUGUUUCCUUUGCCCAGCCCAGCUGUUGCACUCUGGGAUACAUCCAUUUAGGCCAAACCUCAACACACACACACACACACACACACACACACACACACACAAACAUACACGUAUCACCAUUAAUGUUGAGUGUCGCUCAUGCUGCCCAUGAGGGAUGACAUCUCUAUUCAUCCAUCCAUCCUCACUGUUUUCUGAUCUGUCAAAUCCCGGGCCAGGUCCAGCUGUUUGGACUACAGUCCCAUCCCUGCCCUUCCUGGGUGUCCCCUGCUUUCCCUAUUUUCUAUCCCCAGGGGACGGUUAAGACCUCCUCCAGCACAUCAUCUACCACAGAACAAGAGCCUCAGCUGCACUCUUGCUCUCUUCUUUUUUAAAAAUAGGCUGGGAUAUCAGCCUGGACAGCUAAGAGACCUGGACGCAUCCUGGGGAUUGAGGAAUGUCUCCGCACUUCCCAGAUCCUUCAUAUCUGUGUGAAUCCUCUGAGUAACUGUGUGUGUAUGUUUAUAUCUUUGCAUGUGUGUGUGAAGAUAGAUCCCAUAUUGCUAGCUAAAGAGAGGAUCUUCUGUCCAGAUGAGAGAGUGGACUGAGUUGGAGAUGAGCUUUUCAGCAGGGGGGUUUCUCUCCGCCUCGGAUGGUUACUGCUCCACAGAGCAGCAGCUUCAGUACUAUGACAUGCUGGCUGACCCUCUGGGCUACCCCCUACAGGAUCCAGACCUCCAGUUGCUCCCUUACACACAACAACAGUACAGCCAUGCCAACCUGCCAUUCUCUCUUUAUGGCUCUCCACCAUCCUCCACCUCCUCUCCCUCCUCGUCCUCUUCCUCCUCACAGCUCUGCCAUCCUCCAUACCACUACAGCCCUCAUUGCCUGGAGGCCCCCUGCGAUCCCACCCCAGUGUCCCAUUGCGGGGGCAUGGUUCAGGGGCUCGGAGCAGUGGGUUUGCCUCUGGGGCGGAGGACACGGGUGGGGUUGGGAGGGAAGAGCAGAGGUCAGGACGAGCUCUGUGUGGUGUGUGGAGAUAAAGCGUCAGGGUAUCACUACAACGCUCUUACUUGCGAGGGAUGCAAAGGUUUCUUUAGGCGUAGUGUGACUAAAAAGGCGGUGUAUCACUGUAAGAGUGGUGGUGGCUGUGAGAUGGACAUGUACAUGAGGAGGAAGUGCCAAGACUGCCGUCUCAGGAAGUGUCGUGCUGUGGGAAUGCUGGCUGAGUGCCUUCUGACGGAGGUGCAGUGCCAGUCCAAAAGACUCAGGAAAGGAGGUAAGGGCAGAGGACAGGAGGAAGAGGAGAACACAGACAGCAGGAGGGUCAGCUCUAGCAGCAGACUACCAGGACAGGCUUUGUCUGCCAGUUUAACCCAGGACCAGAAGUAUAUUGUUGACAGGAUGGUGGAGGCCCAUCGACUGUACAGAGCACAGGACAGCAGUCACAGCAGGUUGUUUGAGUGGCCGUGUACAGAAGAAGGCGAGGGCUUGUCUGAUGUUGUAUCGCCCCAGCUGCAAAGGCUGCUACAGUUUGCCAGGACAGUACCAGGUUUUGACCUCCUGGAUUUUUCAGACCAGAGCUCACUCUUGUCUGUGUCUUCACUGGAGGUCAUGUUCCUGCUCUCAGCUCAGCACUUCUCCCAAAACCCAACAAGCCCGAGUCCAGCCCUGCAGCUCUACAGCAUGUCGACACACAACUGUCUGAGAAACGUAGAGUCAAAGGAAAACAUGCACAGCAGGACGUUGGACAACUCAGGAAGCAGUGACGAUCUCUUCGGGCCGGUGCUUAACUUCUUCCAUAGUAUGGCAACGCUGCGGGUGACGGAGGCUGAAUACACCCUGCUCACUGCUACAGCUCUGCUCUGCUCAGACCGUGCGUCCCUGCAGGCAGCCAGCUGUGUUGAGAAAAUGCAGGAACUGAUUCUGGACCUGCUGUCCAGGGUGUGUGGGGCCCAGGCUGGAGCUGCGAGAGGGGGACCACAGCGGUUUGGCCGGCUGCUGGGCCGACUGACGGAGCUACGGACCCUCCGUCACAACUACCUCCUCCUGACGAGACAGCAGUCUGGACUCUGACGGACAGGACGUAAUUGGAAAUGGUGGAAAAACAAAAAAAUCACUAUCAUCUCUGGGGAAGUUUAUGUUUGAAUUUAAGGACUAAAUGGUCCUGUAUGAGCUGAGAAAUUGUACAAAAUAUUUUGGAAAGUUUUCACCUGAUUCUUUGGUCUGUUGUGUGUUUAGUUAAAUUUUCGCUUCCAUUGGGACUGAAAUGUGUUUGUGGACUGCUGUAGUUUGUUCGGACAAAGGAUAUUUUAUAGUUCUUUUUAUAACUGUUGUAUACGGCUAACAUGUACACCUAACAGUACUUUUCAUUAUGCUGAGUAUUGUAAAAAUAAAACAAAAAUGAAAAGUUAUCAGUGGAAAUGAGAAUUUUCUGGCUGAAAUCAGGGAUAACAAGUGAUUAUUAUGAUGAAAUCAUGCAGGAGAACUGAACUUUGGUUUUCAAAAGAAAAAACACAAAACCGCAGUUAAGAAUCCCAAAAGGUUUUUAAUAGAGCAUUUAUUUCCCAAAAUGAGGAAAUACUGGUUGAGACAAAAUAUUUGGUGAGCAGGUAAAAUACGCAGGUAAUACAAGCUUAUAAAAGGUGUAUUUUUCCAUUUGAUAAAAUGGGGCUCUCGACAAUAAAUAGACUCUUCUGGGGGGGUCAACAAUGAACGAUGGCGGUUGGUUCUAGAGUAAAAUCGUCGACGUCAAACCAAACGUGAACUCAUCUGUUAAAAUGUUGGCUGCAUGUUUUUUUUUU